AUCAACAGCGAUUUAUGUGAAGGUAGCCUGCAGAGAUUGCGAUCGAGAACAGAAUGGACGAUAAGUAGGCAAUGUACCAAAUCAGCAGUAUCGCUUUUUCACUGCGACGUAUUGAUUUUCAAAUAAUGAAUCAAAGUAGUAAAGUUUGUAUUGGUAUAUAAUCAAAAACGACAAGUAACCACACUUGGUGUGCAUGGGUUCCACGGUACAUUUACCAUUGCCAGCAUGGCUCCAGUGUUCUCUUACAGUUCAACCUGCUUGGUUUUCGUGUUUGCCAUAACAAUGGUUGCAAUUUCAGAUGACUGUCCAUCUACCUGUAGUUGUCCAUCAAAAACAAACGGCCAGACAGUAUUAUGCUCUUCAAAAGGCAUACGUGUUGUGCGUUUCAAGAGGUUACCGAAGAGGACCGUUGAAAUAAACCUUUCAGACAACCAGAUAAAAGCCAUCACGAAAGACUCAUUUCCUCUAAACAAAAUGGUAACGAAAUUGGACCUUAGAGGAAAUCAUAUAGAAUACAUUGAGCCAGGAUCUUUUGCUAAUCUACCAUCACUUGUUCGACUGUACUUACAAGUAAAUCAAUUGAGAGAAGUCCAGAAAGAUACCUUCUCUGGGUUGCGAAAUAUCAAGCACUUGAACAUUUCACAAAAUAGACUUCUAUACAUUCACCAAAACGCAUUCUCUGGUGCAAGGAAUCUCCGGAAAAUAUCCCUGAAGCAAAAUCAACUGACUACAUUUCGAAAGUUUACAUUCCCAAACAGUUCAAAAGUUGAGCUCGAUGGAAACGAUAUAAUAUGUGACUGUGAUAUCAGAUGGCUUGUGAUGAGAUCAAGAAAUAGAAAGAGAGGUCCUAGUUUAGGCAGUAAAUGUAAAUAUCCCAAGCAGCUCGCUGGAACAAGGCUGAAAAGUCUUGGCGGACGGUCAUGGAACUGCAAGGAUGUUGAUUUUGAGAUGCCGGGAUUCAAUAUCUUGCCAGUUCAUAGUCAGGUUGUUUUCCAGAACGAUUCGAUUCAGCUUACCUGUUCGAGUAUGUGGCAACCCAGAGGACGCUUGGAAUGGGUUGUCAAACGCCAUUCAUUGCUUCAAACAUCUGUCACAGCCUAUGGUGACAUGAACACACGUGAAAAUAAAAGUGUUCUUUUAAUUAAAAGAUCGGACCUUCAUCAUAGCGGUGAUUACCUCUGUCGUGCAGUCAUAUCAAAUGCUGGUGAAAUGGCAAAACCAAUAUCACUGACCGUUAUUGGCUGGCAAACCAAAUUUUGUGUACUUCAACGAACAUCAAGUGAUAAAGGGACAUUUUUUUGGCGAAGCACUGUUGCUGGUGCUGUUGCAACAAGCUCGUGUCCUUUUGGUGACAAGAAAUUGGCACACAGACGGUGUGCAAAUGAUGGUGAAUGGGAGUCUGCCGAUACCUCAAACUGUUUGUUCAAAAAUGUUUUAACAAGAGAGCUGGAAGCAUUAUUCAAGAGAGAUGUAAAUGAGACUUCCUUGAAUCAAAUAUUGUUGGAUCUAGGCAACAUCAUUGAAACGUAUAAAAGGAAUAUUACAGAAAAUGUACAGAUAGAGCUGAUCGCAAACUUGUUUGCAGAAAUGGGAACCAUGAAAGUGGUAUCAAGAAGCAGACUCGAGAGGGUGAGGGCAAGCAUUGCAAGUAUGAUUACCGAUUUUAUGUCCAGAGACAGCAAAACUUUGGGAAAGAAUGAGCAAGAAGACGGGGAUAUGACAAAUCGGCUGCUGGCUGUCCUCGAAAAGUUUAUGAUGGAUUCUCUCGAUCGUGAGAUUCGUGAUAGCGCCGAGGAUACACCGGUUGUGCUGCCAGUCACAAGCAGUGUUGCUGCGUUUUCACGUAGUUACAGGCCUGGUCACCCUCAAAGCCUCGUCUGCAAUGCCCUGUUCAAGAACGCUACAUAUCCUGACACCGGUGUUCUUGGAGAGUGCUCAGAGUAUACAAAUAAAACAAGCCGUAUUGAGGGUAUCGAUGUUCAGUUAGUAAUACCAAGCGUUGUUUUCUCGUUGUCGAUGGGACAUAAAUUCAAUAGCUCCAGUCAACUUACAAACGUUACCUUUAUCGCCUACAAAACUGCAAGGCUUUUUGCCGACUCGAAUUUGCAAGGCAUCGAAUCGAGAACUGUAAACACCACCAUAAAUAGUGCUGUCAUUGGAGUACGUGUUCAAGUACCAGGAAUGAACAAUGCUGACAUCGUGACAAGUGAAAGUCUUCUAUUGAUGUUUAAACAUUUCAAGAUGGGACACAACCCGAGACUUGUUUAUUGGUCAGGUGAAAGUGCAGGUGUUAGGAAAAGAUGGAAAAUUAACAACAAGUGCAAAUUGGUUACCGAAGCGAAAACGUUUUCAAAGUUCAUGUGCUCGGAGUUGCUUAGUCAUAUGACAUAUUUCACAGUCAUUAUGGAAAUCAAGAAAGAGGCCCAACUGCUUGCCACAUUUGAGCUUGAGUUUGUCACUCACGUUGGUGCUGGCAUUUGUGCAUUCUUUUUGCUUUUGACCUUUUUUACCUACGCAGCCUUCAGGGAACUUCGAUACAACAGAAAUGACGCAGCUACACUUAUGAAUUUGUGCCUUGCUUUGAUUGUCGCUGUUUUGCUAUUUGUCACCGGUAUAAACAGAAUAGAAAACCAGUUGCUUUGCAAGGCCUUCGCUGUUCUUCUUCAUUACUUCAUUUUAUGUUGCCUGCUUUGGGUUGGCUGUGGAGGUGCGUGCAUGACGGUCCUUGUAAAAAAGGGUCCGGAUAAGGAAGAAUACAACCCAGUACUGAAGUACUAUUUGAUAUCUUGGGGGUUACCGAUGAUAGUCUGUGGAAUCACAUUGGCUGGUAAUGUCAAAAAUUAUAAUGCCACAACCUACUGUUGGCUGACCUCCCAGGCAUCGAUCGGCGCUUUCAUUAUACCUGGAGGCCUUGUGCUAAUCAUCAACAUUAUCAUCUUCCUGCGUCUACAUGCCCUUGUAAAUCGCAAGUACCCAGAACAUUUAUCAAGAGAUGAACCAGAUAAUAAUUUGUUGUCGGAUCGUAAUUCAAGGGCAAGUAACAUGCGAAAGUCGGACUUCCAUUUCCCUGAUCGAGGUGAAUUGCUUGACUUUGUUAAAGGCAGCCUCCUUGUCAUGUUAAUUUUGUGCAUUGACUGUGGUUUUGUUGUCAUGAUUUUUGUCAACAGGGAUGGCUCUUCACGAUAUCUGUACCACCUUUUCAGCUACGGUUUUGCCAUAUCAAACAUGAUUUUAGGCCUUUCAAUGUUCAUCUUUCACUGUGUACGCCGGGAAGACGUUCAUGUUUGUUGGAAGUCCUUAUUUCACGGCAAGCGGGCACUGAAAGAUGUUCCAAUUGCAGCUGAAAACGAGAUUUUGUUGGAGUCAGCCAAUGAUGCCAUUAAAUCUUCACAGGUUAGGAAUGAAUCAGGAGUUUCUGCCAUGAUAUCCGAACGCAAUAACGACCAUUCUGAUGUCAUUUCAGCAUUGUCUUUAGCACAGUCUCACUUCACUCAUGAUGUUCCAUCUUCAAGGCCUUCUUCUAUUUUUGGUCCAAGUGCAGGUGACCCAAAGUUGCACAACCGACACGGCAUUGGAAAACUAACGUUGCCAAGUUAUGAAAACACAAAGCCUGUGCAGCGCGCGUCAGGGUCUGAGUCCGCACAAAACCCUGCAGUCCCUUCUGCUCCACCGCUUCCUUUAACGGGUUUUGCAGCUUAUCCACCUUCAACAUUGCCAGAAACUGUCACCCAAUUCAAUGAAAGACCAGUAAACAGCACAAUGCAUAAUGCUUAUACCCCGGACUUCACCAUUACUACUGUGUCUGAAAGAACGUUCUCUGAUACCAGUAAUCUGCACUCGGAUGCAAGACCUGUUGCCAAACAGCAGGAGACACCGCGCGAAAACUUUCCAUCUGAACAAAGCUCAAAUGUAGAUCCUGCUUCCAGGUCAAAUAAUCCAGCUAUUCUUCCCCUUCGAGGCAUUGUUGCUCCAAACUGGAAACCAGUGCGGCAUGGCGGAAGCUCGGCAGUUUUCUAUCCCUAUGUAGAUCCAGGCUUCAAAGCUUUACAGUCUCCUGGACCAAAUUCUCUCAACUCUGUGCUCACGUCUGUAUCCUCUGCACAGACGAAUGUUUUACAGGCGACCGGUCAAGGAGACCCGCUACCAACUAUUGGCGCUUUUACUAUCCCUCAAAGGUCUGAAGUGAUCGGAGCAGCCAGCUCUAACAAACCACUUAGCAACGGAAGCCGUACAGAAGAGGAACAAACGGUAUCAAAGCUUCAAAGCGAGACUGAAACAAAAAUUGAAAGUGAUAUUCAGGCUUCAAGUAUAAAAACUGAAAAAACAAAGAGAACCAGGUCUUCUAAUCGUAGGCGCAGGGUCAAGAGUAAGACUAGAUUUGAAGACUUGCCAGUGGAAAAGUGUCUUGUAUAUGUCCCAUUGAUGCCACAGCAGGAAAAGCCUAUCCCUUCGCGAAACGAAACAAGUGUUUGAAUAAGUAUCGUUUGCUGGAUUUGCCACUGCCCUUUUGCAAGCAAGUUUGCUUUUUGAGUUUGUUUCACCGAGAUGAAAAUGAAAGUUCGGCACUUUCAUUUUAUGACGAAUACCUUGUUCUGUUUGAAUGAUGGCAUUUUGGUCAGGUAAUACAAUUGAAGCAAGCUCGCUGCAAAAGAUCUAGAAUCGUCUGCAGAAAAAGAGCAUGAUCAGUUUUAUCUUUGCCGGGGUUGGUUGUCACGUUUUUUGUGACAAUUCUAUCUGGUUAGCAGUUGUGUAACUAACAAAACGAAACUAUUUUUUUGUUUAUCCAUAAGAUGAGGUGCAUCUAUUUAUUUGUGAAAUAAGUGAUUUGUUUCACUCAGUUUUUCUACUAGUUUUUUUACUAAUUUUAUUCUUAAACUGAGUCAACGCCUCGCUAAUACAAACUUGCUACCCUACUUUGUUAUUGAACCAUGCUACGUGUUAUUUUUAACCGGCCCCCAAACUUAUAGCCAGAAAUGUUUUAUUGCUCAACAACCCAUAACAAUAUACCGUUUCUUGAUAAAUCAUUAACAAAUGUUUUCAUUCAGAAAUUAGGCCGUUCCAGAAAGAGCAAACCAUUUGUUAGAAAAAUUAAAACUACCAUUAACCGAUUUCAUGAAGACUGCCCGUCUUUUCAUAAAUUACUGUGGUGAACGAGACGGGGCCCUUAGGUUAGUUCAUAUUCAAAUUUUCGAUCAGCAAAUCUCUAAUAGAUGCACUUAGAUAGCAAAAGAGGAAAGUCUCUGACUGAAGACCAUAGAAGCUCUCGUUUCUAAGUUGAUAUAAAGUUAAUAACAGCGUAGCAAUGUAGCUGCAUAAAGAAACUACGUAUUGUCAAAAGUAAAGGCCUUUGUUUGCAGUAAGGCAUACCGCAUAUCAUAGUGAUUAACUUGGUAAGUUUCAAGAUCACUCGAGUUGUUUUAA
Rhopilema esculentum is the source of this 5421-nucleotide messenger RNA. RefSeq names its product adhesion G protein-coupled receptor A3. NCBI's taxonomy places the organism in Eukaryota, Metazoa, Cnidaria, Scyphozoa, Rhizostomeae, Rhizostomatidae. Gene Ontology annotation, molecular function: protein binding; G protein-coupled receptor activity. Gene Ontology annotation, cellular component: plasma membrane. Gene Ontology annotation, biological process: cell surface receptor signaling pathway; G protein-coupled receptor signaling pathway. The record is from RefSeq and is a predicted model, not a curated record.